GCCGGCCGUUGCAGCUCGUGUGUGGUUUCUGUCGUCAAGGCCUCAGGAGUUGGUGAUUCACGGGACGUGAGUGAGCUACGAGCGGAGGCGAGGUCCCUGCAGCUUGUGAUUGGGCGAGGGGCUGUGCGAGACCCGCUUUUCGCCGGGAACGCGUCCAGCUACUGUCCCGCUUGGCCACUCGCAGGGGUGGACGUGAAGGCAGACUGCCUGUUGCUACUGCCCUCUACCCACUGCCCGCUGCCCGCUGCAACCUUCCCGUCAGGCCUAGGCAGUGCUGCUCGCUCAUCAUUCCUCGAUCACAGCAAACUUUUGCACUUCAUCCAUCUCAUCUGCAUGCUCAUUCCAGCAUCGUUUCAUUUCUCGACGGUGCACACACAAUGCGCCGGUCAUCACCCUAGUCCAUUCCCACCCACUCGUUCCCCAACCUCAACUCGCAGCGCUGCCCCCGUCCCGCACCCGUCCCCGACCCAAGCGCUGCCCAGCGACGUGCGUGCGACGUGCAGUGCAGUGAGUGCAGCCGAGACGCGCUGGCGACCAGCUAGGCAGCACGCCGGCCACCCACGAGCAACACCACCUGCCAUCAACCACUGAUUGCAGAUAUCACAUCUGGAUCGCAAUUCAUAGCUGCCCUUAGAUCUCCAUGCAUUGUACUCUCCAAGCGGGUUUAAUUCUCAGCAAAGUCCUGUAAAUCCUGCGCUGUUCAACCCCGGUCCAAACAACAGCUUCUGUGCUUCUGCCUCCUCUGCCGCGCACCGACCUUGCUCACUCGCACAGCAUGGCGCCGGGUAAGAGGAAGAGGGAUCCCCUCGAGGGCUUCGAUCCAAAUCAGUCCGACCCCGAGGACGAGAACUUCGAUCCAUCCGAGGCCCGCCCGAGACGACAAAAGAAGGCCCUUCGCGCAUCCCGCAAGUCCGGCGGCGGCCGAACCCGCUCAAACAGAUAUCGUGGCUCAGACAUCGACGAAGAUGACGAGGAACUCUCUGAUAGUGUGGGAGAGGAUUCCUUCGGAGGCGAGUCUGAGGAGGACGAGGACGAUGAAGUUCCCGUCAACGCCUCCGGCCGCCGUGCAAGAAAGGCUGCCGUCCAUCAUCCGAGCUACCGGGAGGAGAGCGACGAUGAGAUCGUCAACGAGUCCGUGGUCAACACGGAUGGCGAUGAAGAGGAAACACCAAAGCCGAAGCUGAGGGGAAGGAUCGUCACCCUGAAGCUCAACCAGGCCAGCCGACGAAGCGCAAAGGAACCAUUGCCACCCGCUCCAUCAACUCGUAGGACCCGAGCGACGACAGAGGAAGGCGAUGAGCUCGUCGAACUCACGACGUCGGGGAGACAUCAGCAGGCAGCUCGGGCAGCCUCGAGGAGCAAGAGCCCGGAGACGCUGAGCCGCGCCACUCGCAACUCUCGGGCAGCAAAGGGCAUCAAACAACCCGUUGCAGAGCCUAUUGAGGAGGCAUCCCAUGAGACUAGUUUCCAACCUCAAGAGGAACCCGUCGAGGAGGCCGACGCCGAUGCAGACGUGGUGGAGGACUCCGCUCCCGAGCCACCGUCCAACCAGGACGAGGGUGAGGAUGGAGCGACAGCUGUCAAAGGCGAUGUCGCCAUGGAUGGGGCGGACGACGCCGUACCACAAGAGCAAGCAGCAGAGGAAGACUCAGAUGACGUCCAAAUCGGGCGUAGGAUGACCCGGUCCUCCCGCCAAGGCAACAGUGCCCCUCCAGCUGAAGACGGUGAGGACGAAUCCGACGUACGUCCGCAGCAGCGGCGCACAAAUCGUUUAAGGAGAAAGGGAAGUGACCAGGGGAAGAAGACCAGCCAGGACCAAAGCAGUGACUUUGAGCCAGAAGAGUCUGGUGGUGAAGGUUCCGGAUCCGAAAAAGGCGCCAACGCCGAAGAUGACGACGACGACGAAGACGGGGAGUACUCUAGCGGUAGACCGUCGCGUGGGAGACGGGCAGCCUCCGGAAGUCAAAAGCGGGGCAGGGCCCGAGAGACUGACGACGAGAUGCUUGAUCCUGACGAGUUGGCUGAGGAGGCCGACGAUCUCCGCCGAACAUCUCGCUCCCAGACUCGUGCCGCCCGGCGGCGCCAAUCUACGCCCAUUACGUAUGAGGUCCCCUCCAAGAGAAAACGCAACAAAGUUGAUUAUACGAUAAGACCGUUCCAACAGAUGGACGUUGAACAGGAGGAGGAAGAACCAGCACCUGCAGCUGCCACACCGGGCCGGCGGAAGCGCGGUAAUGGCGGGGCUUCGGACCGGUACCUUAACACGACCUACGGCCCGUUCGGUGGAGCCGGUGGCUUGGGCUCUCUGCUGGGAGGGCCCUGGGGCACCGGUGCUGCGGGAGGUGUCGACUCUGACAGCAGCGACGACGAGAUGGGCGCUAGGUACGGUGUCCCCGGUGCUGUGGGUGUGACUCCAACAGCGGCUGCCGGUCCGGGACUGCCACAAGGAGCGGCGAAUACCCACCUGGAGAACCUCGGAAUCGGCGCGACGCCGAAUGUGGGCAAGGUCAAGAAUCAGAAAGCACUUGCAGAUGCUGACCCACUCGGAGUCGACAUGAAUGUGGACUUCAACCAGGUGGGCGGUCUAGCAAACCACAUCAACCAGCUCAAGGAGAUGGUGCAGCUGCCGCUGCUUUACCCAGAGGUCUUUCAGCAAUUUCAUGUCACGCCCCCCAGAGGUGUUCUGUUUCAUGGACCGCCUGGUACGGGUAAAACUCUGCUCGCAAGAGCCCUUGCGAACUCGAUCGGUAGCGGCGGUCGGAAGAUCACAUUCUAUAUGCGCAAAGGAGCCGAUGCUCUCAGCAAGUGGGUGGGUGAGGCCGAAAAGCAGUUGCGUCUGCUCUUCGAGGAGGCGAGGAAGACCCAACCAAGCAUCAUCUUCUUUGAUGAAAUCGAUGGCCUGGCACCUGUUCGGUCUAGUAAGCAAGAACAGAUCCACGCCUCGAUUGUAUCAACCCUGCUCGCCCUGAUGGACGGUAUGGACGGACGUGGCCAAGUCAUCGUCAUUGGUGCCACUAAUCGACCGGACAAUAUUGAUCCUGCGCUCAGGCGACCGGGUCGGUUCGACCGAGAGUUCUACUUCCCCUUGCCCGAUGUGGACGGCCGAAAGGCAAUUCUUGAUAUUCACACAAAGGAUUGGGGUCUCUCACCCGAUUUCAAGAAGAGCCUGGCAGAAAACACCAAAGGGUACGGCGGUGCUGAUCUCCGGGCACUCUGCACUGAGGCCGCACUCAACGCUAUCCAAAGGACGUAUCCUCAGAUAUACUCCUCCGAGCAGAAGCUUGUAGUGGACCCCAGCAAGAUCAGCAUCCACGCGACGGACUUUAUGAUCUCUAUUAAGAAAAUGGUCCCUUCGUCUGAACGAUCUGCGUCAUCAGGCGCAGCACCCCUCCCAAAGUCCGUGGCACCUCUUCUCCGCGACCAGUUCGCGGCGAUCGAGGAGACGGUCAAGACGAUACUGCCGUUGAAGCCAAAGGUCACUGCUCUGGAAGAGGCCAUGUUCGAACCUUACGAGGAUUCUGACCAUGGCUUUGGCCGAGAGAACUUGCAACAGGACUUCGAUCGUUCGCGUCUGUUCAGGCCCAGGCUACUGAUUGCUGGCCAGCCCGGCAUGGGUCAAAACUACAUUGCGUCUGCGAUCCUACACCACUUUGAGAGGGUGCAUGUACAACGUUGCGAUUUGGCGACCAUUCUUGGUGACGGAAGGCCGCCUGAGCAGGUCAUAACUGGAAUGUUCUCAGAGGUGAAACGCCACAAGCCCAGCGUGGUUUACCUACCCCACGUAGACACAUGGUAUGCGACUCUGGGCGCCACGGCUCUCAAGGUCCUGACGACAAUGCUCAUGGAUAUACCUCCGUAUGAGCCUGUCCUUUUGUUUGGCACUGCAGAUUGUGAAGCGAGCGAGCUUGACCGGGACAUCUUGAGGGCCUUGUUCCCAUUCUCAAGGAAGAAUAGGGUAGAAAUUGCCCGUCCCAACAGCGAAAAUCGCAUGGAGUUCUUCUCCAACAUGGCUAUGCAUGUCAAGAAGUCGCCUUCCGAGUUCCCCGACCCGUCUACGAGGAAGAAGAGGGUACUCGAAGAACUACCCGUGGCUCCGCCGCCGCCGCCGAAACCCAAAUCCAAGGCUGAAAUUAAGAGUGAGCUGAAGAGGGACCGGCAACUGCUGAACCACCUGAAGAUGAGGCUGCAGCCUGUCAUGGACCAGCUGAAGAAGGGGAAAUACCGCGUGUUUUACAAGCCGAUGAUUCCGUACGACAAAAUCAGGUAUCUCUUUGAAGAGGCCGACCCCAACUAUGUCAGCCCCGACGUACCACAACACAGACCAUACAUAAUCUCCAAAGACAGCCACGGGACAGAAGGACUGCUUGAAGUCGAGACUGGGAAGUUCUACUACAAUCUCGAGCUAAUCACCAUCGAGGAGCGACUUUCCAACGGGUACUAUGCCCGGCCCAAGGACUUCUACAGGGACAUCAAGACGCUGGUCCAUGACUCGAAGAACGUUGGCGAUAAAGACAAGAUCCUCAAAUCGAAUGAAAUGGAGAGCAACGUGGAUGUCGACAUGGGCGAGAUUGAAAAUGCCCUCGGCGGACCGGGCCCCUGGGAGGCGCUUCACGAGAGGCAGCUCCGUCGUGCUGCCGAAGCUGCCGAGAAGGCCAAGAAGAAGGCGGCGAUGCGCAACGCCAUUGGCAUGGUCGAAGACAGCGAAACUGUCGGCCCCAUUAUGAUCGGCGCCCCUGUGCCACCUGAGAGCACAACGAUGGCACGGUUCAGGGUGAUGAGCCCUGAAGAACGUGAUGCGGCCGGAGAUACUCACAUGAGCAACGGCAACUCGGUGCCCUCCCGCUUACCGGAAGAGGGCGGCGGCGAUGAAGCGACACAACCAUUCUCACAGAUGGGGCCGCCACCUGUGGUGCAUCAGCGCACGAGCACAACUCUUGCGAUUAAGAAUAUCACGGGAGAGACACAAGUAUCACAGGUGUCGCAGGUGUCGCAAUUGUCGCAGGUGUCGGCACUGACAUCACUGCCACAAGGCGUUUCGCCUUCUGCUGCGCUUAACGAAGCCUCAACGACCAACGACCAGUCGACGACAAACAAGUCUUCGAGUAACUGGAGCACUCAGGCAACGAAUGGGUUCCAUGGCGAGGCGGAGAACACUUCGCAGCUGCCUGACACACAGCCACCUGGGGACCACGCAUCUGGGCCGAGUCAGCACACAGGCUCCAGCCACUCACCUUGGAUGCACUCCCAAGCUGACGCCCUCGCGCAUGGCAAGCUAAGCAACGUGGGGUACGGUGCGUCGAAUGUGCAGACCAGCCCGACUUCCUCGCAGGUCCCAACCGACCGACGGGCCUCUAGAAUCGGCCUUCCUAACCUCCUCAACGAUCCCGUGUCCGUGUCCGACAACCCGUCCAUGCGCAACUCGGGCGGUUCGUCAUCGUCGUCACAGCAUAUGCCGGUGGUGCACGACGGGCAGGUGCAGCAGUUCCUCAACGACCUGACCGAGCGCACGUCCGGGUGCACGAUCGAGCAGCUGGAGCAGAUCAACCGCGAGCUGAUGGACCAUAUCUGGCUGUCCAGGCAUGAGUGGAACCGUAUGAAGGUCCUCAACCAGCUGGUCAAGAUCUUCAACGACACGAUCUCGGACAUCGAGGAGAUGCAGGGCGUGGGGCUGUCAAGCCAGGAGCUGAACGACGAGCGAGCUAGGGAGUACUACAGCGGCAGCAGCAGGCAUUGAGCGGACCGAGGCACCUUGGGGGCCUGCGCGGCGGGGCGAUGAGACCAACUGAGACGAAGAUUCAAAAUCGGUGGUGAGGUAGAAAAAGGGUCAGGGGUCGCUCGCUGUAUUGGGCAAGGCAGGAAAGGCGGGCUUUCAAGGUGUGGGCUAAUUAUCUCUCAAUUGGUUCUGGUUCUUUUUAUCUUUAUUUGCGCUUUCAACCGUUCAGGCGUCAUUUCUACUGUUACCUGGCGUCGCAGGCAACAUAUCCAAAAACUUUGUAUAAUUACCAGUGGCUUCUCUACCAAGGGGACUGAUUCCCCGGAGAGCAGAGAUAUUAGGAAAGCAUUGGGGGGCCCGGCCUGAGCAGCCCUCAACCCCCAAGAAGCAUGCAUGGUUUAUUUUAUUUCCACCUCCUUGGACAUUUUCGUCCUUCCAGGGAGCGUGUCCAGACACAUUCACAUGAUGGAGAACAAUGCAAAAGAAUCAAUCAUUACCCGGG
Messenger RNA from Diaporthe batatas, 6215 nucleotides. RefSeq lists its product as uncharacterized. The transcript is spliced from 4 exons. NCBI's taxonomy places the organism in Eukaryota, Fungi, Ascomycota, Sordariomycetes, Diaporthales, Diaporthaceae. Gene Ontology annotation, biological process: positive regulation of transcription by RNA polymerase II. The record is from RefSeq and is a predicted model, not a curated record. The coding region runs from base 776 to 5734 and encodes 1652 amino acids. Gene Ontology annotation, cellular component: nucleus. Gene Ontology annotation, molecular function: histone binding; chromatin binding; ATP binding.